This is a messenger RNA of Exophiala aquamarina CBS 119918, 933 nucleotides long. RefSeq lists its product as uncharacterized. NCBI's taxonomy places the organism in Eukaryota, Fungi, Ascomycota, Eurotiomycetes, Chaetothyriales, Herpotrichiellaceae. The record is from RefSeq and is a predicted model, not a curated record. The transcript has a single exon. Bases 121 to 933 code for a protein of 270 amino acids.
UCUUCAGCAUCAGACCAUCCCCGUCAAGCAGCCUAUGAUCAACCCUUUUCACCUUCGGCUCAAGUAUCGUCAGUCGAGCUAUCAAUUACUGUUGCACAAACCCUGCCAUUACCUGAUGCCAUGUCGGUGACGAUUUCUGAUGGAGCUGAGUCCGCACUUCUCCCAUCGCCACCUGAUUUGAAAAGCAUGUGCCCACCAAGUCCGAUUUUUGACACCCCAGGCCAACUUUCUGCGCUGCAAGAACGAGGCGAGACCCCAUUCUCUUCCAGUGGUUCACGCCGGGAAUACAGAAGUAGGCAUUGGUCUGAGAAUUGGCUAGAUGAUGAUUUGAGAGUCGACAGUCCUGUCUCAGACUCGUCACAAUUGCAGGCUCGAGACAACUCAUUGGAGAAGGAGCAAGCACGUAUCAAGUCAGCUGAGGAAUAUCCGUGCCCAUGCAUAGAUCCAAACUCCAUCGAGCGGAAGAAGUCGCAAAGGAACAAUAAACGCUCUAGUCUACAGAAGGGAGUCAAUGGUCUGUUGCGGUCACUCUCUAUAUCAAGCCGACGAGACAGCGGGAGAGGUCGAGGUCGCUGGUCUAGACCUCAAGAAAGGCAACUUGCGAUCCAAGCAACACCAUACCAGAUGUACAGCGAUCAGAUCUGGUCGACCAAAAAGACCAAGAAGAAGAGUCGAGAUGACAAAGCGAGCCAUAAGCGGGGUAAGUCGAUGGAUCUCGUCACAGCUUAUCAGAGUGGACAGAGCCAAUUCGUCAAUGUGCUCGAGGGGGCCAAGCAGAGAUUGACCAGGAGGACAUCACAACGGCGGCGAAGAAAACUGAAGCAGAGUAUCACGGUGGUAGGACUAGCUCAGACGGCGACGACGGCGAAUGGUAAAUAUGGGCAUGGGCAAGGGCGUUUUGAUAAAUCAGAAGACGAUAGACCGUGGAUUUAA